This is a messenger RNA of Sorghum bicolor (sorghum), 1644 nucleotides long. Its product is annotated as ALG-2 interacting protein X. The record is from RefSeq and is a predicted model, not a curated record. Bases 105 to 1286 code for a protein of 393 amino acids. Gene Ontology annotation, cellular component: endosome. The transcript is spliced from 2 exons. Lineage: Eukaryota; Viridiplantae; Streptophyta; Magnoliopsida; Poales; Poaceae. Gene Ontology annotation, biological process: protein transport to vacuole involved in ubiquitin-dependent protein catabolic process via the multivesicular body sorting pathway.
AGUGAAUCUUGAAAUUUGUUUAGAUUUUAGGUGGAAGUAAAUAAGACCUUUGUAUAGUUUUCUUCUCUCUGGCCCAACAACAAACCCCGAAUAUUGUGCCGGAGAUGCUGCACUCGUAUUUGGGCCUUCAUUGGUAUACAAGUCGUAAAGCUCAAUUCGGCCCGGUUAUAAGCGCUGACGGGAGAAUCUCAACUGAACAAGUCCACCUCCACGAGUCCGUUCGUGGCGUCAGGCCAAUCAUGUCGCGGCCGCCGUCGCCGAUGCUCUCGGUCCCGGAGAAGAAGACCGCCGCCGCCGAGCUCUUCCGCGACCGCCACUUCUUCGGCGCCGCCUCCUUCUCCGAAAUCCGCGACGCCCGCGCCGUCGUCGCCGUCCCGAACCCGCAGGCGCAGCCACCGGCCUCCCGCCGCGCCCUCCUCCUCCGCUACCACCGGCUCCUCUUCUCCGCGCGCGACGACCCCUGCGCCUUCGACGAGACGCUGUCCUUCGCCUGGCACGACGCCUUCCGCCCCCACCUUAAGCACGCCGCCGCCUCCCUCCGCUUCGAGAAGGCCGCCCUCGUGUUCAACGUCGGCGCGGCCGCCUCGAGGAUCGCGGCGGCCGUGAGCCGCGCCACGGAGGAAGGGGUGAGGGCGGCGUGCGGAGAGUUCCAGCGCGCCGCGGGGGCGUUCCGCGCGGUGGGGGAGAUGAUGGAAGAGGAAGAGGCGACGACGGUGGAUAUGAGUUCUCAGGCCUCGGCGAUGCUGGAGCGCCUCAUGCUCGCGCAGGCGCAGGAGUGCUGUUUUGAGCGCGCUCUCGCCGCGGGGAGAUCACCGCCGGUGUGCUCCAAAGUGGCUAGGCAGGCUGCCCUGUACUAUGAAGAAGCUUAUGCUGCACUAGUGGCUCCUCCGCUGCAGAACCACUUUGAAAGAUCAUGGGUAUCCCAUGUCCAAUUGAAGGCUGCUCUGUUCAAUGCAGAAGCUUGCUAUAGGUACAGUAUUGAACUCCAUGGGAAGACAGAAAUUGGUGAGGAGAUAUCUCGAUUGCAGGUCGGAAUUAAGGCACUUGUCGAUGCAAAGCGAACUGCAAGAGGAGCUCCUGGACCCCUGUAUGACUAUGCUUUCAGACUAGAACAAGAUAUGAACAAGAGCAUGGAGACAGCGAAAGAGGAGAAUUAUCGUGUAUAUCUUUUUCGCAUUCCGGCUGCCGAAUCAUUGGCCUCUCUACCAGCAGCUUCACUCGUCCGUUCUGCAUCCUUGAGUGAGAUCUUGGAUCCGAAGACAGAAAGUAGCACUCAAUCUCCAUAAAUGGAUGCUUCUGAUUAUGGUAAAAUUAUGGAAUGGUACGCCCAUAGUAGUAUUUGCAUGUAAAGAUUUCCCUCUAUAGCAGAAUUUGUAGGGUUGAUAAUGUUCAUUAUAUUCUUAUUUUGUUGUUCUGACGGAGUCUAAAUAGGUGCACAUUCAGGUGGUGAUAUUUGCGGGGAUAUAACUAAAUAUCUGCGUUGAUGCGUUUGAGAUAUAUGUUAUGCUGCCCUUGGAUGGGAAGUUUUGCUUCUAGGUAGUUUCGAUUCAUCAGUUCUACAGACCUAUCCUGUUGGGGUUUUAAGUAAAAUGAGAUAUGCGAACUCUAUUCUUUGUGUAAUAAAUAUCAUUUUUUUUCUUGUUA